AUGGCUGGAGGUAAAGCUGGAAAAGAUUCUGGAAAGGCGAAGGCAAAGGCCGUUUCACGUUCAGCUAGGGCUGGUCUACAGUUCCCUGUUGGUCGUAUCCACAGACAUCUAAAGAACAGAACUACAAGCCAUGGGCGAGUAGGAGCUACAGCAGCAGUAUACAGUGCAGCCAUCCUUGAAUACCUCACCGCUGAAGUGCUUGAGUUGGCAGGCAAUGCCAGUAAAGAUCUGAAGGUAAAGAGAAUCACUCCCCGUCAUUUACAGUUGGCCAUCCGUGGUGAUGAAGAAUUGGACUCCUUAAUCAAAGCUACUAUAGCUGGUGGUGGUGUAAUCCCACAUAUUCAUAAGUCACUUAUCGGCAAAAAGGGCUCCAAGGCAGCAUAG
Owenia fusiformis is the source of this 384-nucleotide messenger RNA. NCBI's taxonomy places the organism in Eukaryota, Metazoa, Annelida, Polychaeta, Sabellida, Oweniidae. The record is from the annotation of a GenBank genome assembly.